Messenger RNA from Alligator mississippiensis (American alligator), 2981 nucleotides. RefSeq names its product SMAD family member 7 (gene SMAD7). Gene Ontology annotation, cellular component: heteromeric SMAD protein complex. The coding region runs from base 232 to 1386 and encodes 384 amino acids. The transcript has 4 exons. NCBI's taxonomy places the organism in Eukaryota, Metazoa, Chordata, Crocodylia, Alligatoridae. The record is from RefSeq and is a predicted model, not a curated record. Gene Ontology annotation, biological process: BMP signaling pathway; transforming growth factor beta receptor signaling pathway; cell differentiation. Gene Ontology annotation, molecular function: I-SMAD binding; transcription regulator inhibitor activity.
GGCGGGCGGGCGCGGCUCGAUGCCGGGCGCGGAGCCCCGCGGGAGCCCCGCGCCCCGUCCCGCCGGCUAGCGCCGCACCGCGCCGCGCCGCCGAGCGAGACUGGCGCAUGUGGCACCGCGCUGGGGCUCGCGGGCUGCCGGCGCUCGCUGCCUGGACGCGGAGCCCGGAUCCUUCAUGACUUGCGGACGACAUGCUCGUUUUGUAGCCGGGCACCCCGCUCCUCGUCCCGCAUGUUCAGGACCAAACGCUCGGUGCUCGUCCGGCGACUCUGGAGGAGCCGCGCUCCCGGCGGGGAGGACGAGGCGGGCGACGCCGCCGCGGACAGCCGGGCGCAUGGGGCCGGCGGCGGCCGGGGCUGCUGCAUGGGCAAGGCGGGCAAGCUCGGCAAGGCGGCGCUGGGCUCCGAGGCGGAGCUGAAGGCGCUGACCCACGCCGUGCUCAAGAGGCUGAAGGAGAAACAGCUGGAGGGGCUUUUGCAAGCCGUGGAGUCCCGAGGGGGCACCCGGACCUCCUGCCUCCUGCUGCCCGGCAAGGUGGACUCCAGACUGGGUCAGCAUUGGUACUCCCUCCCUUUGCUGCUAUGUAAAAUAUUCAGGUGGCCCGAUCUCAGGCAUUGCUCGGAAGUCAAGAGGUUAUGUUGCUGUGAAUCUUAUGGAAAAACUCAUCCAGAGCUGGUCUGCUGCAAUCCCCAUCACCUUAGCAGGCUCUGCGAACUAGAGUCUCCCCCUCCGCCCUACUCCAGAUAUCCAAUGGAUUUUCUCAAACCAACUGCAGAUUGUCCAGACUCUGUGCCUUCCUCCACUGAAACAGGGGGAACUAAUUGUCUAGCCCCUGGGGGGCUUUCAGAUUCCCAAGUUCUUCAGGAGCCGGGGGAUCGGUCACACUGGUGCGUGGUGGCAUACUGGGAAGAGAAAACGCGCGUGGGUCGGCUGUAUUCUGUCCAAGAGCCCUCCCUGGAUAUCUUCUAUGAUCUACCUCAGGGGAACGGUUUCUGCCUCGGACAGCUCAAUUCAGACAACAAAAGCCAGCUGGUGCAGAAAGUCCGCAGCAAAAUUGGUUACGGCAUCCAGCUGACCAAGGAAGUGGACGGCGUAUGGGUAUACAACCGCAGCAGUUACCCAAUCUUUAUCAAGUCGGCCACACUGGACAACCCCGACUCCAGGACGUUGCUGGUUCACAAAGUGUUUCCAGGAUUUUCCAUCAAGGCUUUUGACUAUGAGAAGGCGUACAGCUUACAGAGGCCUAACGACCAUGAGUUCAUGCAGCAACCAUGGACCGGCUUUACUGUUCAGAUCAGCUUUGUGAAGGGCUGGGGCCAGUGCUACACAAGACAGUUUAUCAGCAGUUGCCCGUGCUGGUUGGAGGUUAUUUUUAAUAACCGAUGACUCGAGACAGAGUGGACUCAUGACAUUUAUAACUACUUUGCUGCUAAUAUUUCCUUCUGAGUGCUUGCUUUUCAUGCAAACUUUUUUGUUUGUUUUGUUUUUUUUUGUUUUGUUUUUUUCUGUUUUGAGAAAUAGCUUAUGGAAAGAUUUUUUUUUUUUUUUUUUGCCUUGGUAUUUUGAUGAAUAUAUAUAUAUCUUUUUUAAAAGUGUGAAUGACCAACAACUCGGAAGGAGAAGGUGUGGGAGGGGAUUACAUCAGAUAAUCAUUUCAUGCCUCUGAAAUUAUUCCCCUAUGUGAUGAGUGGCAUUCGGAGUUACUUGCCGUUUGUUAUAGCUCCCGCUCUCGGAUACCAAAAACAAGAUACCUAGAUGUUAUACAGACCUGAGUUCUACUACUGCAAGACAUCUCGUCUUCCCUUUUGUGACGAGGAGUGUGCACGUGGCCUCUUUCUCUCUCCUCGCUCUUUCUCUCCCUCUCUCACACACACAAGGGCCAUCUCUCUCUCUAGUUUCUGCCUUGAGGUGGCACAUUCCAGAUGCUACUUGUCAAAGCAUGGCACACUUCGCUCAUGUGAAGUCAAACUGAGACCCUCUCCCCGCUUUCCCACUGCCCCCACAGUGACAACGCCAUGUUGCCACUGACACACAACGAAUGUACGUGCCCACGCACAUAGGCAGCACCGGGAGUGAACGCAGUGAAGUGAAAACCUUGCUAAUAAGUUACUUAGCCUUCUUUAUUUUAUUUUAUUUUAUUUUAUUUUAUUUUGUGUAUGCUUGUUGGUUUAUUUAAGAUCACGUCUUGCCACUGUGUUAUGCUGACAGUCCAUCGUGGGAGCGUGGGUUUUGGAAGGAGCAUGCCCAUUCUUUCAGUGCUUUUUAUCGUUUCUUGAUACAGGAAAAAAAAAAAAAAAGAAAAACGCAUGGCCCACGCUUUUCAAUUUGAGCUGAGAUGCAGACUUGGUGAGAAAAUAUAAGCCUAAAAAAAACAAUAACAAACAGGAAAAAAGUAUUCAGAUUAUUUGGUCCAUCAUAACCUGCCUUGACCAGGUUAUAACGGUACCAUUUGUAUCCAGAAAUGCAGUCAUUCUUUCAUUUCGUCUUGAAUUCAUACGCACGUAUGAUACUUUUACACUGUUCUUAGCUCAAUGAGCAUGUUUAGACCUUAACAUAAGCUAUUUUUCUAAAUAUAAAGGUUUAAAUGAACAAGAGAGCAUUCUCAUUGGAACUUUAGCAUUGUAGUGCUUUGGAAAUAAAACAAAACAACAAAAAAAAGGACUCCUAAAAAAAAAAAAAAACCAACCCUGAGAUUUAUUAAAGAAAAAUUGUAUUUUAUGUUAUAUAUAAAUAUAUUAUUACUUGUAAAUAUAAAGACGUUUUAUAAGCAUCAUUAUUUAUGUAUUGUGCAAUGUGUAUAAACGAGAAAAAAUAAGAAAGAUGCACUUUGCUUUAAUAUAAAUGCAAAUAACAAAUGCCAAAUUAAAAAAACAAACAAACAAACACGAGAUUGGUGUUUUUUUCUAUGGGUGUUAUCAUCCAGAUGAAUGUUUUUUCUAAAGGAGUUUAUGUUCCAUUAAAAAAUAAAAAUGUACACUUGA